Molecule: messenger RNA, 1379 nt
Organism: Chara braunii
Lineage: Eukaryota; Viridiplantae; Streptophyta; Charophyceae; Charales; Characeae
Source: the annotation of a GenBank genome assembly
GUUCGACUUCGUUGUCUGGCUAGCAAGCGGCACCGGCGAUCGACUGAGCCUGCCUCUCUCUCUCUCUCUCUCUCUCUCUCUCUCUCUCUCUCUCUCUCUCUCUCUCUCUCUCUCUCUCUCUCCCCCUCUUCUCUAGAGAGAACGACGUACGCUCGUCGAGUCCAUCAGCCGUCGACCACCAUGGCCGCCAUCGCCGCCGUUGCUGCCGUCGCCCCGAGCACAUUCGCCGGCCAGACUGCUCUCAAGGAGCAGAGCGAGCUGAGCCGCAAUGUCGGCCAGUCGGAGUCUCGCGUUGUCAUGAGGAGGACCGUCAAGUCCAGCGACAGCCUGUGGUAUGGCCCCGACCGCCCCAAGUACCUUGGCCCGUUGUCCGGUGAAACUCCAUCGUACCUGACUGGCGAGUUCCCUGGCGACUACGGCUGGGACACCGCUGGACUGUCCGCAGACCCCGAGACGUUCGCUCGCAACAGGGAGUUGGAGGUGAUCCAUGCCCGCUGGGCCAUGCUCGGCGCGCUCGGCUGCCUCACUCCGGAGCUGUUGGCCAACAGUGGCGUCAAGUUCGGCGAGGCUGUGUGGUUCAAGGCCGGCGCUCAGAUCUUCUCUGAGGGUGGGCUAGACUACCUGGGCAACCCCAACCUCGUCCACGCUCAGAGCAUCUUGGCCAUCUGGGCCUGCCAGGUGGUGCUCAUGGGCGCCGUCGAGGGCUACAGAGUGAACGGUGGGCCACUCGGAGAGGUGGUGGACCCCCUCUACCCGGGCGGCAGCUUCGACCCCUUGGGCUUGGCCGACGACCCCGAUACCUUGGCGGAGCUGAAGGUCAAGGAGCUCAAGAAUGGCCGCUUGGCCAUGUUCUCCAUGUUCGGCUUCUUCGUCCAGGCCAUCGUCACCGGCAAGGGCCCGUUGGAGAACCUGAACGACCAUCUGGCUGACCCGGUCGCCAACAACGCCUGGGCCUACGCCCAGAACUUCGUCCCUGGAUCUUAGAUGUAUAGACUAUACACUGUAUACAGGCUAAUCCACUAUUAACAUCAUACUCAGAUAGCACCAUGCACUACUUAGCUUUUUCUUGGAGGGCAGCUCAUGCCCAGAACUAGACAGGAUGCUAUGGCUGGGGGGGAGGGACUGGUCAUGAUGUUUCCUAAUUAAUUGCUCUGUUCUUACCACUGGCUGUAUGGCUGGAUAGCACUGCCGUUCAGUCUUAGCCUCUUAGGGGGCCUUCAUGCCCAUCAGCAAUCAGCCUAACCAUUAGAGCCGAUAAUUCUUGGUUGGAGCUGCACUCAGUAUUUUGAGUCAGUGACAACGUCCUGUGUACAUAACACCUAAUCAGUGAUCCCUAGUAAUUGUAUUCAAUACCUUUAUGAUAAAAUCUUCUUUGUCUG